AGAAUCGUUGUCCUCACUGCGCCGUUUCUGCUUCAUGUGAUCUGCUUUGAAUUUGUCCAGAAAAAACGCACGAAAGCAACCCUAGCUGCAAAUCUCCAAAUCUCCAGAUCUCCUUCUGGCCUGAAACCAGAAAAAAAUUGGCCUUCAUAGCUUCCUUUUUGCGGAAAGCGAUUGUUCUAAAACCUCAUUGUUCUCACUAGCAGCAGCAAUAACAGGUCACUUUCUGGUUUCCAGUCACAGUUCCUGUUGAUUUCCAUCCUAUGUCUUGCUCCGGUUUCUUUUCGCCUCGUCAAUGUCACUUGAUUCGUUGCAUAUGAGGAGAGCUUUAGGGCAUUGAAGAAGAAGAAGAAGGAUUUUGCUGAAGUGUACGAUAGAGAGAUGAUUCAGCUUCUUUUUCUGGUUCUGUUUGCCGAGGGUGCGGUGGCAUUACUUUUGAUGCUGAAGAUUGGACCGCUCAGAGAGCUCGUUAUGAGAACAUUGGAUCAGUUGAAGACAGGGAAGGGGCCGGCGACGAUGAAGACACUAGCGUGUACUCUGGCGGUGAUUUUUCUUUCGAGUAUAGUUAAUAUUCUUAGCAUACAGAAGAGGGGUUUUAAGCUUGGUACUGUUACUCCGAUGGAUCAAGUUCUUUGGAGGACUCAUGUUCUUGAGGCCUCACUUACAGGCUACAUCCUCUUUCUCGCCUUCGUGAUCGAUCGGCUUCACCAUUACCUCUGCAAAUUAAUAACCCUAAAGAAAACAGUUACUAGUUCCAGAGAUGAUCUAGAACAGCUUCAGAAGGAGCAGCUCCUCUUCAAGGAGAAAGAAAUCAAAUCAUCAGAUGAGAUCAGGAACCUGAAUGAAGAAAUCUCCGCACUGAACGAAACGAUUCUGAAGCUGAAAUCCGUCUCCGACGAGCAUGAAAAAGGAAUGAUCUCCGCCGAGUCACACGUCUCUGCUCUCCAGAAACAGUGCGAAGAGCUUCUCCUCGAGUACGAUCGCCUGCUUGAGGACAACCAGAUCCUUCAGGCACAGGCUCUUGGGUACAGAAGUUGAAGAUUGGAGGCAACAAAAUGUGAAAUAAAUUCAUGUUUUCAUUUCUGUUCAUUGGGUUUUGUUGGUGAAAGAUCUCUGUUAAUACAGAAUAGAGAAGGCUACAGGUUGUUUCUGAAGUCUAAAUUGAGGUAUUUUUCUCAUUUCUUUACAGGUCAGUUUUAUUGUGUUAUUGAGUUGAUGAUGUUAUUCAGAAUUUGUGGGGCUUUUGGAUAUAUUCAUUUUAUUUGCUGAAUCUUUUCUUGGUUUGU
Molecule: messenger RNA, 1283 nt
Organism: Phalaenopsis equestris
Lineage: Eukaryota; Viridiplantae; Streptophyta; Magnoliopsida; Asparagales; Orchidaceae
Exons: 2
Coding region: 379-1035 (218 amino acids)
Biological process (GO): endoplasmic reticulum to Golgi vesicle-mediated transport; intracellular protein transport
Cellular component (GO): endoplasmic reticulum; endoplasmic reticulum membrane
Source: RefSeq, a predicted model, not a curated record